CUAAUUUUACAGUCACCAUGCCACUCUAUGAACUGGGACUGGGAUCGGAGAAGAUUCAUGUAGUUAUUGAUAUUGGUAGCUACCACACCAAGAUAGGGUUUGCGGGAGAAGCAAGUCCUCGACACAUCAUACCAAGUUACAAUGUCAAGAGUAACAACGAGGUGGUGAAUAUUUGUGACCCUAAGCUUACGAAAGAAGAGCUUUCUGACGAGUUGAUCACUUUUGUACAUGCUAUAUACUUCAGAUAUCUGCUGACGAACCCUAAAGACAGAAAAAUAGUAGUUUGUGAGAACUUCUUACAAAGAGAACUCUUCAGAGAAACUCUUGCUGACGUCUUGUUUAAACAGUUCUCGGUGGUUGGUAUAAUGAUGACUCCCGCACUUCCUCUUGCCCUGAUACCCAUUGGUACCCCAACUGGACUGAUUGUCAAUGUUGGUUACCAUGACACUUCUGUUAUUUGUGUUUAUGAAGGAAUGAUAAUAUUACAGAGCUACCUUACAGUUGAAUUGGGAACACAUGCCCAUCUCAUGGCAAUACAAAGGAUGAUAUCAGAGUCAGGGACUGUACAAGUAGGAAAUGAGAGCAAAAAAGCGUCCGAACUUUACGGAGAGUUCGAGUUGUCCGUGCUGGAAGAUAUACGAGCUAGAACAUGUUUCUGCGGGGAACGACCAGUGGAACUAAAGGACCCCUCCUUUGUGCAGAGCGGUGUAAUUACAGAACACAGAGCUUCUGAUAUGAGAUAUCCCAUGUCUGACGGGCAUCAUCUUGUGGUUUCAGGCAAAAUCAGGGAGAGGUCUAUAGAAGUUCUGUACGAUGGUGACGGAGAGGAUAACUCCAUAGCAACCUUAGUUUUAGACAGUUUACUAAAGUGUCCCAUUGAUUGUAGAGUAGAUCUUGCCAGCAGAAUACUCAUUAUUGGUGGAGGGUCGAUGUUAGCUGGGUUUGAUCACAGACUAAAACAAGAGAUGGCCGCACUUCUAGAUCAUUCCCGCUUUUCUAAACUCACUCCGGGCAAACUAAAGUUCUACAAACCAAACUACUUCCGAAAUACCAUGUCGUGGACUGGAGGUGCCAUAAUGGGAUCAGUGGAACAUUUGCACGAAAGAUAUAUUUCCAGAGAUUUCUACAACGCAAAAGGAUCCGCCACUUUACCAAACUGGUCAAGCUUGGCUCCUCAGCUCAAAGACUCUUACCAAAGCUCCGGGACCCCCACUAGACGAUCUUCUACUCCCCUCAGAGAUUUCAUGUCUAGUCCUUUAUCUAGCUCUACUCUCCCACCUAUCUCCAACUUGGCACUGUCUUGAUAAAGUUGGUGUGAUCUAUAUUCUAUCUGGACUCAAACCAUUGACAAUAAUGUGAUUUGAUUUAUAAGAUUCUGGAGAUUUUUGAAGAGUUUGAAGAUUCUGACCUGUUUUUAGUGGACGUUUUUGGGAAUUUUGUUUUAAAUUUACAAUUCUGAAUUCGCACGUUUAGGUUUUAGGAAAAGUCACCCCAUUUUUUCUGCAUUCUCGUUGACUACUUUACCAAAAGGUGGAAGUUUGACGUGUAUCCAAAAAUAUUUGAGUUUAGAAUAUUAUUUUGUUAAUUUUGACUGUUAAUUAUGUAAUGUUUAUAACUCUAUUAUGAUAACAAUUGAUUUUAGUUUAACCUAUUCGAGAGACUAUCAAAACAAGAUAUUGGUUAAAUAUAGAAAGUAUAAAUAAAAGUUGAAUGACACCACUAUUAGUUAAGAGUUGACUUAUGGUCUGCACUAUAAUAAUACUGAUAUAAAAUGUAUUACAUUAUUAAUAUGUAAUCUGUGAUGAAAACAAUUGUCAACAUUCGGUGGUUUAUUUUAAGUAGUUUCCUCUAUCACCUAUAUAAACUAUAGCACUCUUUCCUCAUAAAUGACACUAUUUAAUCAUUGAAUUCUCCAUGAAAUAGACGAACACUGAACAGCGAACACCCACCACUUAUAAUAGUAGUCAAUCUCUUAAAUUAAGUCUCUACCAAAUUAGCCUCCACUAAAUUCCUCUUUAAUUGUACUCCAGUUGUAUCGGUGCAGACUUGGAAAACUUCCAAACUUAACUACUUCGGUGCUCCAAUUGUUUAGAUCUGUAUAACACUACUACUUGGCUAUUUGCCAGCUCAGUAACAAAGCUCAGUAACAACUAUCUCUAAGUUUGUAAAGAUGUGGAAUAUUUGAUGAUGAUGAGGCGUCAAAACAUGAGCUCAUGAGGCCCUACCAGUAGAUUAAGUUAAACUCCCUGAUAUAUAAAUAUACAGUCAACCAGUGAUAGUUAAGAACAAAUUGAAAUAUUUACCAACCUUUUUGUUAAUUUAAGUAAGCUCCGGAGACAAUAGCAGAAGAGAUAAAAGGAUAAUUAGUUAUGUUAUUGCCGCCCUCAUGCGGAGUAUGAUCCACCCAGUAAGACAACGUCUUCAGCUCACUUAUCAUUAAUCUCU
Molecule: messenger RNA, 2445 nt
Organism: Bolinopsis microptera
Lineage: Eukaryota; Metazoa; Ctenophora; Tentaculata; Lobata; Bolinopsidae
Product: actin-related protein 10-like
Exons: 11
Coding region: 18-1304 (428 amino acids)
Biological process (GO): microtubule-based movement
Cellular component (GO): dynactin complex
Source: RefSeq, a predicted model, not a curated record